AUGGUUCGCAUGAGUGUAUUAGCCGAUUGCUUGAAAACAAUAAAUAAUGCUGAAAAGAGGGGAAGACGACAAGUUUUAAUUCGUCCUUCAUCAAAAGUUGUUAUAAGAUUUUUGAGAUAUAUGCAAAAAAAGGGAUAUAUUGGAAACUUUGAAAUAGUAGAUGAUCACAGAUCAGGAAAAAUUGUUGUUAAUUUAUUGGGAAGAAUAAAUAAGUGUGCUGUUAUAUCACCAAGGUAUGAUGUAAAAUUAGAAGAAAUUGAAAAGAUUAUAACAAGCAUAUUACCAAGUAGACUUUUUGGCCAUUUAAUUUUAACAACACCAUAUGGGAUAAUGGAUCACGAAGAAGCAAGAAGAAAACAUACAGGAGGAAAAGUUUUAGGUUUUUUCUUUUAA
Plasmodium gallinaceum is the source of this 393-nucleotide messenger RNA. RefSeq names its product 40S ribosomal protein S15A, putative. The transcript is spliced from 2 exons. Lineage: Eukaryota; Apicomplexa; Aconoidasida; Haemosporida; Plasmodiidae. The record is from RefSeq and is a predicted model, not a curated record. Gene Ontology annotation, cellular component: ribosome; cytosolic small ribosomal subunit. Gene Ontology annotation, biological process: translation. Bases 1 to 393 code for a protein of 130 amino acids. Gene Ontology annotation, molecular function: structural constituent of ribosome.